CAAGCAGACUCUCAGUCGUCCGCGCACCUUCUAACCGUAAGGGUGAAUUAUUUUGCGGGAUUGCUAAAUACCAAUAGAUUUUACAUUACUGGUCUUAACGUAGUUGUACAAACAUCCACACUUGUAUCCAUAUAUAUGUACGACAUAUGAAUAUAAAUACAUAUAUCUGUUUAGAUAUAUUACAUGUAUGUGCACAUAUAUGUAUACAUACUGAACUUUAUACCCUUUAUAGCAUACUCAAAAGACUCGUGAGUCUCUCGUGCUGCACUUCACUACUCUUAGUCGAGACUGACCUCGAUAAGUGAGUCGGUGAAGUGGACGGUCAUAAGAGACUUUAAAGAGUAAAAUAAAAAAAAGAAGAUACGCAAGUCGAUGCUUGUAACGGAUGAGAAGCAUUGUUGCGGUUUUUAGUAUCGUACAGGUCCCUGACUGAGCGCUAUUGCGGUGGAAGCGAAAAAGAGUUUGUCAAAAAGUUGUUGCGACGCAACGGAUUUUAUAUCAGUCAAAAAAAAAAAAGAGGUUAAAGUAACAUACAAUGUGAAAAGGAAUUUGUCCGGCAAGAGCAGGGCCCGGAAACACGAGAAGAUUAGACGAAAAUCACGAACGCGUGGCAAGACGUGAAGCGGGGUGGUUGUGGACUCCUGGACUUGGAGGUACUCCUCGUCGGAACACCUAAGGGGAGAUACGGCUGGGUGUCGAGCUCUUAGCCUGCUUUGUGUAAGGACAUUCCCCGACAGCAACACUAUGUUGGAGGCACCUCCAGGCAGUCGGGAAGACCUUGUUGAGGCAGCAAGAACACCUUGCACACCCACAGAUCUGGACACAAUGCUGUAUGGCUACACCAAUGGUAUAUACGUCCUAGAUCAUACGCCUGAAUCCAUGCCGGACAUGGAUAUGCUCCAACUCUUUGCAUCUCCAGCAGGCCGAGCUUUAGUCACUGAAGAUAAUCACAGCCGACGACGUGGGACGACAUCAACGUCCUCAUUAUCCCGAGAAUCAUCACGAUUAAAAAAUUCACGUAGAACUAGUACGACAAUAACCAGUCUCAGCACUCAACCAUCUGGCACACCAAGUCCACCUCCUAGGCAACGAAAAUCCAGUGCUGAACUCUACAAAGAAGCUGUUGAAAUUCUAGGCCUCACGUGUUCGCUCACCGACAGCUGCCGAUGCAUCGAGUGUCAAAGCAAUUACUUUGACUGCGACGAUGACUGCGGAGACGCAAGAACCGAAUUGGCAGCCGGUACACCGAUACUUCUGGAUCACGCUUUGUCCCAUCCACUUACGUGCUCCAUACAGUAGUAAAGACCAAUAACACGUGAGACGAAACCAGGAGUCUCGAUCGAUCUGUCAGCGGUCUACUGUACUUGGGAGCAAAUGUGCUACUAUAGCUCGCGCCUCCUCCUUGCGAGAAAUCACCCAAGAAUAACUCUCUCUUUCUCUCGUUUUAUUUUAUGAUAAUAUACAUACAUAUAUCUAUGUACCUUUUUUGUUCGAUUAUCUACCACACUUUUCUUAUUUCAUCUUCUCACCUUCAACCCGUCCUCUUUUAUUUUCUUAUCCUCAAUAACGUUUCGCAUGUACGUGCGUCAACCAAGGAUCCUUGCGAUAAAAUACAAUCUUAAACUUACUCACUAAAAUAAUGAAAUAAAUGAAAGUAAAAAGAAAAUAAAUGUUGAAACGUCUUAAAAAUUAAUUAAUUACAAAACAUGGAA
Messenger RNA from Cotesia glomerata, 1712 nucleotides. RefSeq lists its product as uncharacterized. NCBI's taxonomy places the organism in Eukaryota, Metazoa, Arthropoda, Insecta, Hymenoptera, Braconidae. The record is from RefSeq and is a predicted model, not a curated record. The transcript is spliced from 8 exons. The coding region runs from base 745 to 1299 and encodes 184 amino acids.